This is a messenger RNA of Penaeus vannamei (Pacific white shrimp), 2615 nucleotides long. The record is from RefSeq and is a predicted model, not a curated record. NCBI's taxonomy places the organism in Eukaryota, Metazoa, Arthropoda, Malacostraca, Decapoda, Penaeidae.
GUGAUCAGAGUUGGUCCCAAAUUCUAGUGCAGUUUUUGUGUGUGGAACCUUUCCUGUGACCUCGACCGACCUUCCUUUCUACGCCACGACCGAGGGUGCAAAGUCUUCGGAUCUUUUGUUUAGCAGCGACUACCCUGCAGAAAUCCCCAGUUUUAAUGUGCAGAGGGAACGCGUCGUGUUUAAGAAGUCUGAAUCUCCCAAGAUUGUGGCUUUCCAGUGACGUCAGUUCCUUGUCCCCCCGCGCAUCACAUUGAUAAAAUUGAAGGGAGCUACAUGAGAGAGGCACUGUGCAAGGGCAUCUCAGGAGCUAUGGCGGCAGUGCCAUCGCAUAAAGUCCCCAUGUUAGGGCAUUUGGUGGCCCCCUUGCCGUGAAGGGGAUUCCGUGGCACACCAUGGGUGAGACGAUCCUCCGAGUCGCCAGAAACGAAGAAAGCGCAAUGGAUGAGAAGGCUAGCUUAGAGACGACGCCAAAGGAACACCAGAGACCAGCAGAAAUGCUCGACCCUGUUAUCAGGAACGGGCAGGUGUCGGUAGGUCCUCCACCCAUGCCGGAACUGAGAGCAUUUGUGAAGGUUCCACGACAGCCCACGUCCACCAUUGUGAUUCCACCGCAGCUGAUGGCCCCGGCAUUGGCACACGGCCUCCUUCAAAAGGCACCUGUCCCCAAGAGCCAGACCUCGUCAGUAGGGGCAAGUGGGCUGGGUGAUACUAACAGGGUAGUUACAUGUGCACCAAGACUCAUGUCAGCCAUCCUACAAACAAACCACCACAGACCUGCGAUACUUUCUGCGCCCUCAGCUCAAUCUCAGAUCAUUCAGGCUCCUAAACCAAUUCCUGCUGCUGCCAAAGAGGUGAAAUCCCCUUUGCUCAUUCCGAGGGAUGAAGCAAUGUCUCUCAUUAUUCAGAGGGACCCGGUAUCAUCUGUGGUUACAACGGAGGAAUCAGGAUCUGUGAUACUAAAAAGUAGCCAGCCAGCUUCUGUGAUUAUCCAAGGGGAUCAAGUACCUUCUGUGGUGUCCCUUAGGGACCAAGCACCAUCUGUGAUUGUUCAAGGGGAUCCAACACCCCUAGUUACCCAGAGAAUUAAGGCAGCCUGUCCAGUUGUACAGAGAAAUUUGACAUCCAUGUUAUUACCCGAGAAUAUCAGAGGGUUCUAUGGAGUUCCUCAGACUCAGAAUCCAUCCUCACUAGUUGGUCAGAAGCAUCAGACGACUGUGAUGGUUGCGCACUGCCGACAAGUGACCCCAACUAGCCCCACCAUGCCUAUGACCCAGGCCAUGUCCCAUCAUUUUCCACUUGAAUCUCAGUACCAGACCAAUCUCCUAUCUCAGAAUCAGACGAAGAUACAACCUCAAAAAGAACUAUUGCCUGCAAAAUCUCAGCCCGUGGUCCAGACUCAGAUGCAACUGCAAUCACAACCUGCAAUACAAUCCCAUGCUCAGGGACAGUCUAUACCUCAGACCCAUCCAAAAAUCAUAAUCAAAUUUGAUCCCCAGAAAUAUCCUGAGUCCCGGAUUCAGCCCCAGUCGCAACCCCAGGUAGAACCCAAACUGAUCCCCCGAAUACCAAGCAGUGCCCAACUUCAGCUGCAGUUACAGACCCUGCCCUCAGCUCCUUCUCACUCUCAGACCCAACCCCCGUCCAAACCAUCUAAAGACCAACUUCAGGCUUGUGAUCAGUCACAGCCUCAGCUAGAGAAGGCACCCCAAGUUUGUCCACAAUCUUCAACGAUAUCUGGGAUCAAACCUGAGGAUACACUUCCUUUUCCUCAAAUAAACACCACUUCACUUCUGAAGAAAGUUUCACAGCAGUUGUGCACGAAGGAAGCACAAGGACGGAAUGGAAGUCUGGUAGACGGAUCUGAAACUCAGUGCCAUGUCAUUCAUAGUUCCAAGUUAGAUAGGGCAGCUGUAGAGCUCGAACCAGAGAAGAAGGAAAUUAAUCCUGUAGCACUUGGAACUCCUGUACCUGACAACAUACUCUACAAUGGGAUACCGAAGGCAGUGGAGCCAGCUAUAGUGAGGGGCCCUAGAUCGAAACAGAGCUUCAUAAAAAGAACCCCUCAGAGUAAAAAAUGGCCUUACAUAGGUGCUUCAGAUAAGGAAACAGAACAGUUAAAUAAGGAAUCUAUACGAGGUGUAAAGAGAAAACGAGUGCAAGUGGCUCAUGAAGUAUGUGGGGAGACAGUGUAUUUAGGUGUACCAGUGAUAAAGCUGAAUCGUCUGUGUGGGAGGGACCUUAGGAAAUUCAGGGACAUUGAGAACUUGGGCAUCAGCAUAGAGUCAGCAAGGUCGGUGCGCAAGGAACUGAACCGCUAUCAGAAAAACAGGAGGCGGAGACUGCUCAAGAAACUGAGGAAACUGGGUCUGUGCCCACAGGCCAAAAGGAGAAAAUUGCCCUCUGAAGACUUUGCUAAAAGACAGGACCUAGAAAGUGACGAGAUCAUACAAACUAAAAAAGUGAGGGAAUCUAUAAGUGAUGACAUAUUGCACGACUAUCCAAAAUCUGCAAAGAAGAGGAAGACCAGGGAAUUAUCCGCUGUCACCAGUCCUCCAAAUGGCACCAUCAAAGGGACUCUUAAUAUCAUGUCAGAGAAUUUCGACAAAAUACUGUAG